Penicillium nucicola is the source of this 888-nucleotide messenger RNA. Its product is annotated as Zn(II)2Cys6 transcription factor domain-containing protein. Gene Ontology annotation, molecular function: DNA-binding transcription factor activity, RNA polymerase II-specific; zinc ion binding. Gene Ontology annotation, biological process: regulation of DNA-templated transcription. NCBI's taxonomy places the organism in Eukaryota, Fungi, Ascomycota, Eurotiomycetes, Eurotiales, Aspergillaceae. Bases 1 to 888 code for a protein of 295 amino acids. The record is from RefSeq and is a predicted model, not a curated record. The transcript is spliced from 3 exons.
AUGGCAGCACGCCAAUCAACACCAGCCUCGGAGCAUUCGCAUUCCGAUGGGGGAAUCCGCAAAAGAGUAUGCAAGGCGUGCGAUCGGUGUCGUUUGAAGAAAUCCAAGUGUGAUGGAUCCAGUCCGUGCUCACGAUGCCGAGCUGAUAACGCCAUCUGUGUCUUUGGGGAACGAAAGAAGGCACAUGAUAAGGUGUACCCUAAAGGAUACGUGGAAAUGCUGGAACAGCAACAAACAUGGCUAGUCAACGGCCUCCAAGAACUUUAUCGACGGAACCUGGAAGGCGAAGGCUGGCCGGGCGAGCAGUUGAAGCUUGAACCCAACGGCCACCCGCUGACACACGACCUUCUGAUGCGCCUCGGUGCCCUCGACAGCAGCAAAGGCGAACGCUUUGAAGAGCACCCCGAGGCCCUCCAGCAGGAUCUAUGGCGCACCAACACAGGCAUGCAGCGACAAGAAUCCUCCGACGGAGGCUCCGAUAGUCCACAGUCCCCUGCCCGGUCACGGUUCUCCUCCGACGCCUUCUCGCAGCACACGAUGCCCCCUACACCACCCACAUAUAGCCCAUCCACACGCGCACCGAUCAAGACGGAGCCCCAGAUGCCCAAUACACCACAAUUUGCGCAGCCGAUGCCCAUGGGGGUCGUUAAUCCCUUGGCGCUCGAUCAACAGUGGUCCAACCACGGGUUCAAUCCCUUUGAGGAUAUGGAUCUGAUGUCCGCCGAUUACUCACAUAUGCCCUUUGACGACCAGCUAUCAUCACCGAUGUUCAACCGUCAGGUGCCGAUGAAUUGCAUGUCACAAGGGUCAUAUAUAGACUCCAAGAACGAAUACGACGACUUCAACCAGUUCUUGAAUCCGAACCCUGCGGAAAUCACCUCUCUCUAA